CCUACAUCUGUGGUGAUGUUGUGAAGAGAUGUAAGAUUAUGACUGCAAGAUGUUGACAGGCACGGACAUAAGGCCUUGGCGACGACCACCCUGACAUACGGAGCUAACCCUUCGUCUUUUCUUUGCCAGCAUUGGUGCGUAGUCCUUACUCUCCUCCCGCCGUUUCCCUACAUUUUUCCUAGGUCAUCGCCGCCAACGCUCGUCCCAGCAUGUCCAGCCCUCUACCCCAAGAAAUCGUUGAUCAGAUAACGGACGAGCUGCAAGAAGAUUUUACGACACUGAAGGCCUGCGCCCUCGUUUCCCGCUCAUGGAAGGAUUCCAGCCAGCGACACAUCUUCUCUGACAUAUUCUUCGAAACGCCUCCAGAACCGUUGCCAUUGGAAAUGAGCCCAUGCCACAUCUUUCAUCGCCUUUUAACCACCUCUCCUCACCUCGGACGUCAUGUACGGCAUCUCGAAAUUUGCGAUGAGGGCCGUACCUCCGACUCGACACGCAGAUGGAUUCUCGCCUCAGUCGAAACCCUUAUGUCCGUCAUUUCCUUGCUGAAAUGCCUCAGCAGCGUCGAUAUCUCGUUUAGCGGUCUGUGGUGGGAGGAUGUUCUUUCACUCAAGAAUGUCCUCGUUGCCAUAUUCCAGCUCGAGUCCCUCAGGAGCGUCGCGUUGGAAGAUUUCCAGGUUCGGCUGAACGAGUUGUUCAGUCUGCUCCAGUCCCGUUCGAUCCGCGAUUUAUCGAUUUCCGCCAUCGAGGUCCUGCCAGAUCUCUCCCCUCCCUUGCAGAGGUCCGUGAUGCCGCUGCAUGAACUGUCGCUGUCACUCCAGCACAUGCAGCAUGCUCAGGACUUCAUGGAAUGGCUCAUAUCCCCCACCUCUGUCGUCAAUCUUAGCGUCUCAAAAAAACUGAGCCUCUUCGUGGCAAACUCCGACGAAGCCAAAGCUGCGCAGGUGCUGUUAGAGAGUCCCAUACUCCGGAGCCCGGAUAUACUGGAGAUUCAGACUCUAAAUUGCAGCGUACACAUGCAUCGGCGUGAAGAAUGUCUUCCUCCUCACUUUAGUCGCUUCCGGCACGUACAGCUCAGGCUUGUAGAAGCAUUGACUUGUGAAUACUGCGGAAAUUCCCUUCUAGAGAUCGUACUGUGGUGGACACGAUCCUUCGAAGCUAUCGAAGACAAUAAUAUUGAGGAAAUCUCGCUUACGCUCACAAAGAGGUCCGCUUCGCGCUUUCACCAUGUUCCCAAUUAUGUAUGGCAUGCCCUGGACGCAGCUCUGUGCCGACCAAGGAUGUCCUCCUUGAGAAACGUACAUCUAGGAGUGGAAGAUCUCGAGAUUGACAAAGCGUUGCUUUUGAGGUUGCUGCAGGCAUUUCCUCUUCUUUAUCAUCGGGGCCUACUGCGAGUCUAAGGCUCCCUCCAUAUACCGUACUUUCGUGAUAAUUUCUGUGCUUGCUUUCAGUAUUUAUGCUUUUAUAUAACCAUCCCGACUCGGCUGCUCCUGUUAUACAUACCCAAGCAGCAGUUGAACGCAUAUUUCUACGAAUCUACUUAUUAUUACACCCAAUGACAGCUUUCGGUCCG
This is a messenger RNA of Guyanagaster necrorhizus, 1570 nucleotides long. RefSeq lists its product as uncharacterized. Lineage: Eukaryota; Fungi; Basidiomycota; Agaricomycetes; Agaricales; Physalacriaceae. The coding region runs from base 210 to 1397 and encodes 395 amino acids. The record is from RefSeq and is a predicted model, not a curated record. The transcript is spliced from 3 exons.